CUGUCCUCUGAACUUUGAGACAGCCACAAGCAUCACUCAGAGAUAUGCAACAGACUGGAAAUUAAACAAAGCACCUCUUUAGUACAACAGAAAGUAAACGUCGCUUUCCACAAACCGCCUGCCAUGGAUGAUUACCAUGUAUUCUGUGCAUCUUGCCGAAAAACGGAGGACAGACGAACAACGAUGCGUUCACCGAUAGUCUUCAUUCUGUCAUUGUCCAUGUUGAUAUCCAACGUAGCAGCGGGGGAGACUCUCUGUGGCGGAGAACUAGUGGAUACACUUCAGUUCGUGUGUGGAACAGAUGGCUUUUAUAUCAGCAGGCCGAACAGAUCAAACAGCCGCCGUCCUCAGAGAGGAAUAGUGGAGGAAUGCUGCUUUCGGAGCUGUGAGCUGCGCCUGCUGCAACAGUACUGUGCCAAGCCGGUGAAGUCGGAGCGAGAUGUUUCCUCCACCUCACUGCAGGUCUUCCCAGUGUCACAGGCUCUUCACAAGGACACCGUAAAUGUGAAGUAUUCCAAAUAUGAAGUAUGGCAACGAAAAGCUGCCCAGAGGUUACGGAGAGGAGUCCCAUCCAUUCUGCUGGCCCGAAAGUUUAGGAGGCAGGUGGAGAAAAUCCAAGAUGAGGAGCAAACCAGUUUCCACCGGCCCCUCAUGACCCUGCCCAACAGACAACCUGCCAUCGUCCCACACGUCCAGAUCAGCACAUCCCAAAAAUGAUGGCCAGCCAUCCCAAAUGGCAACAAACAAAGGAUUAUAGCCAAAUCUUGGUCAGUAGAGGCACUUUUUCAUGAAUCAUACCACUCGCCCGCCGUCUUUCCAAAACCAGAUUAUGAACACUCUGUGUGUUAUCAGCCUUCGAAAUGCAACAAGUUAUCGUUUAAUAUAAUGUGAAAGGAGAGAUGAAUGCAGUCUUGGUGCAUAUCAUGGGCAUGCCCAGAACUGAUGCCGAGGAAGGUGCCAGAACGCACAUCAAAAGUCUGUCAUCUGCAAAAGCAUUUAUGUUUCUGUCUUGCUUACACCCUGUUUUGAAUGUCAUAUUUUAAGGUAUGAAUUUAUCGAGAUUAGAGUCCUUGACCUGCACCUUUAAAGUGUCACACCUGUGGCACGAAGACAGAAGAAGAGUAAAGAAAAUGUUGGCUGGCUGUGGAAAGCCAGGGACUGAUGUUAACGGCACUAUUUUUUACUGGACUGCGAAAAAUGGUAAUUGUGGUGCUAACUUUGCAAAAAGACUCAAAAGGAGUUUGCUCAAAUUUUUCCGUUUUAGGAAAAAAAGCACAAGAUUGUAUUCAAAAGACAAUUCAGCAAGGCUUGUCGUUUGGAGAUGAUCCCAGCCGAGGAAAAAAAAAAACUUUCCAAGCUUGGUUGUUCAAGAUCCAUAUUCUGCUCUCUGGAGAAUGAAGUUGAAGCCUUUGCUAUCAAAAAAUGUGACAUUGCAAUGGAAGGCAGGAAACUGAGGACAUCUGCAAUCAAGUAGGCCCAGUCUUGGAGUUGGGACAAGAGGAGUCUUGCAUGUUUUGAGGUGUCAUACUGUGUAUUAUACAAUAACAUUCCUGUUUCCAGUCUAAGUUUCUGCCAUUUUAUCUUUGCAAAUUGUCUUCACUGUUAUGUAGACAGUAUUUUACACUUAUACACACAAAAAUGGAACAAGCCUUAUAAAGGGAAAUCAGCAAUAACCUUGCAUAUUCUCAACAUACAAUUGUAGUAUUCCAGUGCUUUUGCUCGAAACAAACAAAUGGAAAAAAAUACUUGAAUAUCUAUGAAAAGUCUCCUUAAAUGUUGUCAUUGACCCAAAUAUAACCAGUCUAUCAAAUUGAGCCACCAAACAUGUUCUUUAAGUAAUGGCACUGUAUCAUGGCAUUAUUUAUUUUGAUAUAAAAUCCAUAAAAAUCAGUCCCAAUGAGAGAUUACAUGCACAACUUGCAGUUUUAUUUUGUAUAUUUUUAGUCAUUCUGCUUAUGUAUGUAUGUAGAUGCUAUGUACCAAAAAAAGUCUCCUUUUUUAAGUAAAGUCAAUGGAAGCUUCCAA
Danio aesculapii is the source of this 2025-nucleotide messenger RNA. RefSeq names its product insulin-like growth factor 2a (gene igf2a). Gene Ontology annotation, molecular function: hormone activity; growth factor activity. The coding region runs from base 124 to 717 and encodes 197 amino acids. The transcript has 4 exons. Gene Ontology annotation, cellular component: extracellular region. The record is from RefSeq and is a predicted model, not a curated record. Lineage: Eukaryota; Metazoa; Chordata; Actinopteri; Cypriniformes; Danionidae.